AUGAAUAGUGAGCUUGUACUAGCAAUGAUCAUCAGUGCCAGAGAGAUCAGAAAAACAAUUCUUAUCCCUAUCACCACCACCCUAGUGGUAAUCCUGACACUUCAAACAACCCCUGAGUAUUUUAUUGACUCUUGCCGCAACAGAUGUGAAGUAAAUAUAGAUGAAUGCAUAUCUGUACCGUGUCUCAACAAUGGAAGUUGUAUUGAUGACAUCAACUCCUUUAAAUGUCACUGUAAGAGUGGUUUCAUUGGAACAAACUGUGAGACAAAUGCUGAUGAAUGUUUGUCAGAGCCUUGUCUUCAUGGAAGUUGCAUAGACCAUAUAGAUGGGUAUCGAUGCACCUGUGAAGCAGGAUGGACCAGUUUCAGAUGCGAGAUCAAUGUUAAUGAAUGUGAGUCUGCUCCCUGCAUAAAUGGAGGAUCCUGUCAAGAUUUGGUCAGUGCAUUUGUUUGUAUUUGCCUGAGUGGAUACACCGGCGCAUUUUGUGAAGUAGAUAUUGAUGUUUGCAGUGAACCUUCACUGAACUCAACCCUCUGCUUCAAUGGAGGCAUAUGUGUUGAUGGGCCGGGAAGAACUUUCUAUUGCAGGUCAGUGGGAAUGUUUAUUUAUAACUGCUUCAGUUAAUAUACAUUGAUCUGUUAAGUUUACUAUGUGGGGAGAUUUUAUUACGUGCUACGUGCAUUACAGUGGAUUUGUUUCCAUUGUAAAGGUUAUGUCAGACAGCAAAUGUUUUAAAAGUAUGAAGGCUGACUAUUCAUACU
Messenger RNA from Alligator mississippiensis (American alligator), 761 nucleotides. RefSeq names its product protein eyes shut homolog. Gene Ontology annotation, molecular function: calcium ion binding; Notch binding. Lineage: Eukaryota; Metazoa; Chordata; Crocodylia; Alligatoridae. Gene Ontology annotation, biological process: Notch signaling pathway. The coding region runs from base 1 to 624 and encodes 207 amino acids. The transcript has 5 exons. The record is from RefSeq and is a predicted model, not a curated record.